CGAAAUAAGCCUUUAACGAGUUUCCAUCUUUUUCCAUGUAAAAAACUUGCCAUUGAUCUCGUUCGCGUAUAGAAAGGGUUAGAAAUUUUCGUAGAAAUUCUUAAUUACUUCGAGUGUGUACAACCUUGAGCAAUGUGACGCAUUUAAAAUUCAAUGUUUGUUAUCGGUGGUUAUAUUUUAUCGAAAUAAGUAAGCUUUAAACGUCAUCAAAAAGUAUUGUUUUACUCUUUCGUUCGUCGUAGGCUAGCGUCGUACUUUUAAGGAAUUCAACGUGGCGCACAAAAAGCGUUUCGUAAUUGUACUGUGAAAAACCGUGAAUAAAAUAGAGAAUCCUGAUAUAUUUAUUACGCGUGUGUUUGUGUUCGUGUGCGUGUAUACAUAUACGCGUUAAUGUUUUUAGGGUCGUACCUAAUGCACAAAAUUAUACUUCCUUGCGUCGUUCUAAUUCGACGAGAGGAAUAGUAUGUGUAUUCAGAGGGUUGCGCGGCCCUUCGACGUUGCGGCGAAGGCGGGGACCGUCCGGCCUGCGUCCUGGGAUGGCAUGCACAGAACACAGCACAAAAUGCCACACAGUUACACAGACAAACAAAUCGACAGAGAAGAAAAGACGUAGCAACGCAGCGACCAAAAGCAUGGAUCUCCUCGGUCUAACCUUCCAGUCUCUGGAUUUCAGGGACAAUAAACCUCAAGAAAGCGAUUUCCUUGACUUGGAAAACCAAGAAUGCGAGGAGUCUUCCGAACAAUCUAACAAGAAACCAUGGAAAAAAUCUAAGGAAGACUUGUCGUCGUGUAUCGAGACCGAAAACCAACAUCCAAACCAACAUCCAAACCAACAACUGAGGAUGAUUAGCUUGGACGAAGUUGCGUGGCAUGACACUGCUAACAAUUGUUGGAUCGUGAUACACGAUUUUGUUUACGACUGCACAGAGUUGUUGAAGAACCAUCCUGGUGGAUCAGACGUGAUUCUUGAAUACGCUGGCAGAGACGCGACUUUGCCGUUCAUUGGCACUGGACACUCUUCUAUGGCGAGGCAGAGCUUAGAGAGAUACCUCAUUGGUGAACUUCCGCUCGAAGAAAGAAUCUUUCGUGUAUCCAACGGUGUCAAAGUCGCUGGACUUUAAUGUAUAAUUACGUUUGAUAUUCUAUUUGUUAGAUGAUUUUUGUUCAAAGACACGUUAUAAGUAUAUAUAGUGUUUUGUGUGUGUGUGUGUGUGUGUGUAUGUGUGUGAAGAUCUCGAAAUUGUGAAAUUUGACCUAACAUUAAUCUUAUACAGUAUGAAGGUUUUGGAAUUGCAAACCGCGAUAAUUACGCGAUUAGACAUAAAGAUCAAAGACCAAGGCUAAUUUCAGUUUUCCCGAUACUCUUAGUCUUACGACGAAUUUUUCCGUAUGCUGCCGUCCUUUUAUGCAUUACGCCAUUAAAUAUCUGUAUUAAGUGUAUCAAGUUCCUACGUUCUCUUUUUACAGUAAUAGAAUAAAGAAAUUUUAUGAAGCCGUUCCUUAAAUCGACGAAAGAAACGUAUCUUUAAUGUUAAUGUUUUAUCAUCUUUUGAUACUUAAACUGCGAAUAUAAGCACAAGCACAAGCACAUCGCUAUAUUUGUGAAAUAGAUUUAUUACGAAAUCAAUAUCGCGUCGCAUAAUUGUAGUGGAUGAUGAAAUGUUUAAAUGUUAUAAAUUCUACGAAUUUCUAUUCUUUCUGUUUAUAACGUAGGAUUUAAAAAUACAUUUAUUAUAGUUCAAAACACUCUAAAUGUAGAAUGACUUUCAACUUGUUAUUUCAGGCAUUGAACUGGA
Messenger RNA from Bombus impatiens (common eastern bumble bee), 1796 nucleotides. RefSeq names its product cytochrome b5. Lineage: Eukaryota; Metazoa; Arthropoda; Insecta; Hymenoptera; Apidae. Gene Ontology annotation, cellular component: intracellular membrane-bounded organelle; membrane. The record is from RefSeq and is a predicted model, not a curated record. Bases 537 to 1121 code for a protein of 194 amino acids. Gene Ontology annotation, molecular function: heme binding. The transcript has 3 exons.